AUGUCCUCUCCCCCUGAACCCAAGACCUCAAACCCGGUCCCUCCGCCGCCAGCCUUCCACUACGAAUACACCGUCAUCCCAGAUCUAUUCCAUCAAUCCUCCCCCUCAACCUCGGACUUGACAUUCGACUUUAAAAAAGAGAACUUCGGCCUCGUGGACCGCGCAUACCCUUCUGACCCCACAGCCCCCGACCAACGCCCCUGGACACGCUUCACGCACCACCUGCAAACCUUGAACUCCGCGCUCCCCCCAGACCAGAAAGUAAAACUGCUCUUCCUCGCCCGCCACGGCCAAGGCACCCACAACGUCGCGGAAAGCACCCACGGCACGCCCGCCUGGGAAGCCGUCUACGCCCGCAACCCGGCGUACACCGACGCACCUCUCACGCCGCUCGGCGUCUCGCAAGCCCGCGCCGUGCACGACCUCUGGGCCGCGCAACUCGCCCGCGGCAUGCCCGCGCCACACAUCUACUACGUGUCCCCGCUGACCCGCGCACUGCAAACCGCAGACGCCACCUUCCUCGCCCUGCCGCUCCCGCACGCAGCUCCCUACACUCCCUGCGUCCGUGAACGCUUCCGCGAGACCCUCGGGAUCCACACGUGCGACGCGCGCCGCCCGCUCUCCGCGCUGCGCGCCGCGUUCCCGCACGCCGUAUUCGAGCCGGACUUUGCGGAGGAAGACACGCUGUGGGAUGCGCAGCGGCGCGAGACGGAUGCCGAGCGUGCGGUGAGGGUGGGGCGGGGGCUGGAUGCGGUGUUUGAGGGCGGCGAGGGCGUGGUGAGUGUCACGAGUCAUUCGGGGGUGGUGGGGAGCGCGUUGGGGGUUUUGGGGCAUCGGGGGUGGGCGCUGGAGACCGGGGGGGUGGUGCCGGUUGUGGUUUUGGGGCGGAGGGUGGAGGGGGAGAGGGCUGAGGGGCUUGCGGAGGAGCGCGGGGAGGCGGCGCUGGAGAGGACGGGUGAUGUGUAG
Boeremia exigua is the source of this 966-nucleotide messenger RNA. RefSeq names its product phosphoglycerate mutase family protein. Gene Ontology annotation, molecular function: phosphatase activity. Gene Ontology annotation, cellular component: cytoplasm. The transcript is spliced from 2 exons. Bases 1 to 966 code for a protein of 321 amino acids. The record is from RefSeq and is a predicted model, not a curated record. Lineage: Eukaryota; Fungi; Ascomycota; Dothideomycetes; Pleosporales; Didymellaceae.